GAAGGGAUGGAUGGUUCCAGAAGGAAGUGGCGAGCAGGUGAGUCCGCGCGCGGAAAGCUAUCGACUUAUGAGAGUGCAUGACUCAAAUCGAUCCGAUGGAAGAAUUAUAAUUACGCGAAAAUGGCAUUCUUAAGGUCAGUCGCAACAACCACGACUGCCAUAGCUGCUUCUGCAAUUCCUGCAGCUUUCGCCUUUUCAGCUCUUUCAUCAUCGCCAUCCUCUUCCUCCCAAUCUCCCAAAGUCCCACACCUUCCCUUCCUCUCCAUUUCUCAAUCGCUCCGCUUCGGUCUUCUCAGGACAUUUGCUAACCCCGGCCCAGCUCUCCACAUGGACGCCCCAACCUCUCAACACAGCCCUUCUUCUCAGGCCGAUGCUGUUUUGCCGGAUUUACUGACGGAAUACAUGGUGGAUAUGAAAUGUGAAGGCUGUGUUAAUGCGGUCAAGAAUAAACUACAGUCAGUAAAUGGAGUGAAGAACGUUGAAGUGGAUCUGAGUAAUCAGGUUGUUAGGAUUCUUGGUUCCACACCAGUGAAGACGAUGACUGAAGCUUUGGAACAGACUGGCAGAAGAGCCCGAUUGAUUGGACAAGGGGUGCCUGAAGGUUGGCCUGUUAAAUUCUCGAUGUUAUUGUAUGCCUAUUAGUUGCCAAUUUGAUAAUAUUUUUCUUUUAGAGUGAUAAUUUUCUGUAUGAUCUUAUUUUGUUAAGUAUAUACAUCACAUUAGAUUGUAAAAGCACCAGUUUGAAGGCUUGGGCAAUCGUUAGAUAU
This is a messenger RNA of Neltuma alba, 767 nucleotides long. Its product is annotated as copper chaperone for superoxide dismutase, chloroplastic/cytosolic-like. Bases 121 to 642 code for a protein of 173 amino acids. Lineage: Eukaryota; Viridiplantae; Streptophyta; Magnoliopsida; Fabales; Fabaceae. The record is from RefSeq and is a predicted model, not a curated record. The transcript has 4 exons. Gene Ontology annotation, molecular function: metal ion binding.